AUUCUGAUCAUAUGCUAGCUGUAACCUUUGAUGAAAUAUAAUACUACUACUGGCCUACAAAUAUUUUAAAAACUACUAGUGUUGUACAUUAUUCUCCCAAAAUAAGACUUCAGCAGUUGAGCUCUCAUUAGGCCAUUUUCAUCUGAAAUCAAUGGAUCCUCCACCUCUUCCAUCCCAAAUCAAUGUCAUUCCUACAACUAAUGCCAUCACUCAAAUUGCCAUUGCCCAACAAAACUAUCCAGAUUCCACCAGCUCCUCCCCGCGCUCACGCCAAAAUGAUACGUGGGAUCAGGAGUCUCUGGCACAAGUCCCUGGUGCCAAACUCCGCCUCAUAUGCAGCUACGGGGGUCAUAUUAUUCCCCGUCCCCACGAUAAGUCCCUGUGCUAUGUUGGUGGUGACACCCGCAUUGUUGUAGUGGACCGUCAAUCCUCCCUCUCCGAUCUUCAUAUUCGCCUUUCCCACACGCUCCUCAAUGGCCGUGGAUUUUCCCUGAAGUAUCAGCUCCCGAAUGAAGAACUUGAUUCCCUUGUAUCUGUCACAACUAAUGAGGACUUAGAUAACAUGAUUGAAGAGUACGAUCGUGCAAUGUCUGCUUCGCCUUUGAAACCUUCUCGUCUUCGCUUGUUCCUUUUUCUUGCAAAACCUGAGACAGCAGCCUCUAUGGGUUGCCUCCUUGCUGAUUCUAAAUCCGAAACGUGGUUUGUUGAUGCUCUUAAUAAUGCUAGCUUGCUUUCUAGAGGGCUUUCUGAUUCAGCUGCGGGGGAUAAUUUUCUGGAACUUGAAACCAUUCCCAAAAGUGAUUCUGGUAUAAACCUAGAGGCUCAGAAUGAGUCAUUGGCUGCUAAUAAUAGGCAAAUGGCAAAGAAUGCAAUCCAAGAAGUGCAAUCCACUAUGUCUGAUUCACCAAUGGUUGAAACAACCUCAUCAUUUGAGUCCACUGUUUCAUCCCCAUCUAUGCCAAAUUUGCCUCCAAUUAGAGUUAGAGCUGAAGAUACAGGUUACGCAAAUGCAAGAUUCCAGGAUCAGAUGCUUGGGAUAGAUGAACAGUUCUCACAGAUGAAUGUAGCUUCAAAUGCACAAAAGGUGGAGGAUGGUUAUCUUCAUUUGGCUGCAACAGCGGCAACACCACCUCUUCCUACUGUAAUCGGUGGCGCAGCCGUUAUGUCAUCGGCUACAUUGGUGAACACUGCACCGGCUACAGGGGAACAUCAGGGUCGGGUUAUCUCUGAUGAUGAAAGAUCAGAUCAUGGUGCGCCUACUGGGCGCCGAAAACCCCCAUUGCCGUUACAGCCAAUUCAGAGAAAAGUUGGAGAUGGCUAUAGCUUGCCAUCACCUGAUUCAAAACAUGCUGCUGGGGGUUACAACUUGCAAUCACCUGAUUCUGUAGCAAGUGAUAGCAGCAUUGCAUCAGCAACAUCCUUCUCAAAACACACGAUUUACCAAGAUGCACCUCCAGCAGCGAGUCGUGAAACCAGAGUGCCUUAUGCAGCAACUGACCACAAAAAUAAUAUUGUGGACCAGAACUCUCAAAUUCAGGUGCAGCAAGUUCAGGAUUCUAUGGUUAUACAAGUUCCACAGCAAAGUCAGCAGCAGCAGCAGUUCAUUCCUACCAGCACACAUUACAUCCAACAUACUGCAACCGGUCCAGUGGCAAUCCCAUCUUACUAUCAAAUGUAUGCACCCCCAACCCAGCAACCAAUUCAUCAACAAAUGGAUCAGCAAUAUCCCAUGUAUUACAUGCCAGUACCUCAGACUCAGCCGUAUAACAUGGCAGUGCAAUCUAAUAUAGCUGAUGCUACUGCUGUAGCUUCAAGCCAGCAGCUAACACCACCAAAUCAAACAAUGGUUUCAUCCUCAGCAGCCUUUAAAGAAGCUCUCCCGCCUAUUUAUCCGUCAAGGACUGUCCAGUCCUCUAACCCUGAAAUGGCUGCGAAUGUAUAUAGAACACCUACCCCAGCGACUCAAACAGUAGUUCAAAUUCCUCAAAGUCAAUAUCAUCAACAGUAUUAUGGUCUUUCCCAAGUUCCUCCUCCAUCACAGCAAAUGACUGCUGUUUCUAAUGGCGCUGCUAAUUUCGGCUAUGAGUAUUCUCAUCCUGUGCAUGAACAGGUGUACUACACUCAAAACACAGCUCCAUCACAUCCUUCUCAGUACCAAACUAUGACUCCUACUACUGCAGUUUUACUAUCACAUGCUUCAGCACAGAUAGCUGCAGAGAAUACCACAGCUCAGAACAGAACUUCAUAGCCUCUAUAAAUAGAACAUCCGUUCAAGGAAUUGAUUUCAUCUGUAUUUUUCUUUUAAAGUAAGGAGUAUAUUAUGGCAGAGAAUAAGUCUGGUAUCGUGUUAUUCUUCAUCCUACAGCAUGCUGCUGUUUUGAUGGGGUAAACAAGAUAAAUACUUACUUGUGGUGUCCUAAGGUGGAACUAAGAACAGUGUUGUAAUUGCUUCCUAUGUAUUUAUUGCUCCCUUUUUGCUCAUAUAUUGUCUUAAUAACUGGUACUGAAUAAUAAACAACCUAUUAGACUUA
Molecule: messenger RNA, 2531 nt
Organism: Nicotiana tabacum (common tobacco)
Lineage: Eukaryota; Viridiplantae; Streptophyta; Magnoliopsida; Solanales; Solanaceae
Molecular function (GO): protein binding
Source: RefSeq, a predicted model, not a curated record